CAGCCAGCGCUCAGUUUGUUUAUCGGUGUUAUUUUUAAUGGUGGAAAAAUUGUGCAGAAAAUAUUUAAAACCCCCAACGAAUUGAACUGAUUUUGGAUUUGUAAUCUGUUGAACAAUGGCACAAAAGUCUAUAUUGUCUUUUUUCACCAAAUCGAAUGUGAAGAAAUCGACCGACGAUGAGCCAUCAUCGGACAAGACGAAGGUGGAAUUGAACGGAGCCGAAGGAAAGGAGGACAAUAACAAUGCGGUUAGCGCCGCUAAAAAGUUAAAGAAAGAAGAUCUCAAGUCGUCCGAUGAAGAUAGCCCGAUCAAGCGGACGGCCGCUACCAACGGCAGCCGGAAGUCGAAAUCGAUGGCUGCCUUCGAUUCAUCACCAUCUCCAUCGCCGCAGAAAAAUCAACAACCCAAGGAUGGGUCUUCAUCGGUAAAACGACGCCGGCUCGCUUCUUCCGGCAGCGAGGAAGAGGGAUCGAAACCAACUGAAAAGGAAACUGCACCGAAAGUGGAAAGCCCUAAAAAGGAAACGUCUAAAACAGAUAAAAAAGCAUCACCAACAUCUUCGAGCAGCAGCAAGAAAAAGCCUUCUGCUUCCGCUAGCAAAGUGAAGGAAGAGAAGAAAACGCCCAAAACCAGUAAUAAAAAGUCGGCCACCACUUCCAAGGGGAAGAAAGAUUCCCCCAAGGUGAAAGAGGAGGAGAAAUCGCCAGAGAAAAAAGAAAUCAAGCAGGAGGUAUCGCCUAAAAAGGAAGUCAAACAGGAGUCUUCUCCCAAAAAGGACGUCAAGGAUAAAGGAGCGAACGUGAUGAGUUUCUUCACCAAGAAAGAACCAGCUGGGAGUGGAACUUCUUCUGCUGGUGGUAAAUCAGACGGUGCGGAUUAUAAUCCGGGUUUGAAAAACUACCACCCAAUAAAGGAUGCGUUUUGGAAGAAAGGCGAUAAGGUCCCUUAUCUGGCGUUGGCUCGUACCUUUCAGAUCAUUGAGGAAACGAGUGGCCGGCUGCGAAUGAUGGAAAUUCUGAGUAACUAUUUUAGGUCGGUAAUUCUGUUGAGUCCGAAUGACUUGUUGCCUAGUGUUUAUUUGAGUUUGAACCAGCUUGCCCCAACCUACGAAGGAAUGGAGUUGGGAAUAGCGGAGCACACCUUGAUGAAAGCUAUUGCUCAGAGUACUGGACGGAGUUUGGGUCAGAUCAAGACAGAUGCCCAGAACACGGGAGAUUUGGGUUUGGUGGCUGAACAAUCCAAGAGCAGUCAGCGAAUGAUGUUUAGACCGGCUGCGCAUACGGUGGAAGGAGUUUUUGGAAAACUGCGGGAGAUAGCCAAGAUGACGGGAACAGCUGCGAUGGCCAAAAAGAUGGACAAAAUUCAGUCGAUGUUUGUUGCGUGUCGGCAUUCGGAAGCGCGGUUUAUUAUCCGGUCAUUGGCUGGAAAGUUGCGGAUAGGGUUGGCCGAACAGUCUUUAUUGCAAGCCUUGGCACAAGCUUGUGCUAUGACCCCACCAAAUCAGGGAGAUCUAAAAGAACCAAUAAUAAAUUCUUUAAGCAAAUGUAGCGAGGCCAGCGCUAAGAGUAAAAUGGAGGAAAUUGCAUUGAUAUUAAAGACUGUCUUUUGUCAGUGUCCCAACUACAAUCAGAUUAUCCCCGUUUUGUUGGAGCAAGGAGUUGACAAGCUGAUGGAGAUGUGUCCGAUGAUGCCAGGGACUCCACUGAAGCCGAUGUUGGCUCAUCCUACCAAGGGAGUACAUGAGGUGCUGGAACGAUUUGGAGGCAUUGAUUUUACCUGCGAAUGGAAGUACGAUGGGGAGCGUGCCCAGAUUCACAUAUUGGAAGACGGUACAGUCAACAUCUACAGUCGGAAUCAGGAAAAUAACACCACAAAGUAUCCAGACAUUAUCAACCGAUUGGAUCGUACACAGAAAGAAACGGUCAAAAGUGCAAUUUUGGAUUGCGAGGCUGUCGCUUGGGAUACGGAAAAGAAGCAGAUUCUACCGUUCCAAAUUUUAAGCACCCGGAAAAGGAAAGAUGCCCAAGAAGACGAAAUCAAGGUACAGGUUUGCGUAUUUAUGUUUGAUUUACUGUAUCUCAAUGGCAGUCCUUUGGUUGAGAAACCUUUCCUGGAAAGGAGAGAGUUGCUGUAUAAACACUUCCGCGAGAUCGAGGGUGAAUGGAAAUACGCCACUCGUCUGGAUACCAGUGACAUCGAUGAACUACAGCGGUUCUUGGAGGAAGCCGUCAAAGGAAACUGCGAAGGAUUGAUGGUGAAAACUUUGAUGAAAGAAGCCACGUACGAAAUUGCCAAAAGAUCCCGCAACUGGUUAAAACUGAAGAAGGAUUAUCUGUCUGGUGUUGGCGACUCUCUGGAUCUGGUAGUAAUCGGAGGUUACAAGGGCAAAGGCAAGCGAACUGGAACAUACGGUGGUUUUCUAUUGGCCUGUUACGAUGAAGAUAACGAGGAGUAUCAAAGUAUUUGUAAGAUUGGGACCGGAUUUUCUGACGAAGACUUGCAACAGCACACCUAUUUCUUUAAGGACAAAACCAUCCCACGAGCCAAAGGCUAUUAUCGGUACGACAGUUCCCAUGAACCGGAUGAUUGGUUCGAACCGGCCCAAGUGUGGGAAGUUCUGUGUGCGGAUUUAUCUCUUUCUCCAGUGCAUCGUGCAGCUCACGGUAUCAUCGACGGAGAAAAGGGCAUCUCGCUACGUUUUCCUCGUUUCAUAAAAAUUCGGGACGACAAAGGCGUCACUGAUGCGACCUCGGCCAAACAGGUUGCCAGUAUGUACCUCAACCAGGAUCAGAUAAAAAAUCAACAAGGCAAUCAGCGAGAUCCUGAAGAAGAUUUUUAUUGAAUAUGUUUCUGAAUAUUGUUCUACAAUACUUAUUAAAUCUAGUUCUUAAGCUGUGUUCUGUUUACAAUAAAUUACGCAUCUAAAUUCACACAAAAAAAAAUUUUCUCUUC
Molecule: messenger RNA, 2952 nt
Organism: Uranotaenia lowii
Lineage: Eukaryota; Metazoa; Arthropoda; Insecta; Diptera; Culicidae
Gene: DNAlig1
Product: DNA ligase 1
Exons: 4
Coding region: 116-2842 (908 amino acids)
Biological process (GO): Okazaki fragment processing involved in mitotic DNA replication; lagging strand elongation; DNA biosynthetic process
Cellular component (GO): mitochondrion; nucleus
Molecular function (GO): DNA binding; ATP binding; DNA ligase (ATP) activity
Source: RefSeq, a predicted model, not a curated record